AUGCUGUUCGUAGUGAUAGUGAUUUUAAUUGCCUUGUUGUAUUAUUCGUCAAAGAGAAAUUUGAAUUAUUGGGAGCGCAUGGGGAUACCUGGACCCAAACCGUAUCCCAUCAUAGGGAACAUGGGUGACAUUUUCAUUGGAAAGCGUGGAGCAGAGGAAAUUUACGCCGAUAUUUAUAGGAAAUAUGAAGGCUAUCCUUUUGUUGGAGUAUACAAAGCUGGUAUACCAGUUCUACUCGUCAGAGACCCGGAUCUCAUCAAGAAUAUAGUACAGAAGGACUUCAACAUAUUCCACGAAAACGAUAUAUUCGUUGAUAAACAAAUCGACCCCAUAUUCGGCAGGAAUCCUUUCGCAGUGAAAGGAGCAGAAUGGAAGAAUAUCAGAUCCCAGAUGACUAGUUGCUUCACUUCUGGAAAGAUGAAAGGAUUAUUUCCCGUGCUAGAGAAAAACGUGGAAAGGAUGAUGUCGUACUUGGACAAUCAGAUGAAAACGAGCACCUGUUUCGAAGCCAAGGAAAUAUUCGUCAGGCUCAUGUUGGACAAUGUUGCCGCUUGUGCUUUGGGCAUCCAAGGAAAAUGCUUCGACGAACCCUAUUCUGAAGUCAGGAAGAUGGCGGAUCACUUCUUCUUCUCGAAGGGUAUAACGAGUUUGAAGUUCAUCAUCAUCUUCAACUUACCACCAUUAUCGAAAUUUCUGAGGCUCAAAGUUGUCUCUCGCGAUGUGGAAGAUAAGCUACUGGAUAUAGUUAAAACUACAUUGCAGUAUAGGAAGGAGAAUAAUAUAGUCAUCAAUGAUAUACUGGAUUCUAUUGCACAAAUAAGUGCGACUCAAAAUGUCACCGAACUAGAUAUAACUUCACAUAUUGCCACUUUCUUCACGAAUGCCUUCGAGACAAGUUCACUGACGAUGUCAUUCCUGAUCUAUGAAUUAGCACAAAAUCCAAAGAUACAGGAGAAACUGAGGCAAGAAAUCAACGAAUCCUACGAGAAGAACAACAAAAGCUUUUCAUAUGAAUCUAUACAGGACAUGGAAUAUCUAGAUGCCUGUUUUCGUGAAAACCUGAGGAAACACGCUACUGUACCGCUGAUGCCUAAGAUCUGCACCGAGACAUACAAAUACGUGCCUACCAAUCCAGAUUUCAAACCGAUCGAACUCACCUUGGAGCCUGGUACAUCAAUAAUCAUCCCAUCCACAGCGAUCCACCAUGAUCCCAAAUACUACGAAAAUCCAGAUGAUUUUGUGCCGGAGAGAUUCUUAGGAAAGGAGAACAUCAACAAAUUCACGUAUUUGGCUUUUGGUGGUGGACCAAGAAUGUGCAUAGGUACUCGUUUCGCUCUUUCCCAAAUCAAAAUCGGAGUCGCUCAUCUGAUCAAGAACUACGAAUUCACAGUGAACCCCAAAGCCAAGAUCCCAGUCAAAUACGACCCCUUCUACUUCCUAUUAACAGCCAGCGGGGGACUGUGGGUGGAUGUCCGCAAAAUCAACCAAUAGGAAGACGCAUGCUUCAGGGUAGUCCAGUACUACAGUCUCAUCGAUUUGCGAGUACUGAAUUCAUCUUUCGUACGUCAUGUCUCCUAAGCUUUCGAUAUAUCACGAAAAGUCGCAGUCGAUGUCUCCAAUUUAGAUACUUACCAGUUCAAGAGCGGGCUGCAAAUUUCGACCGUCAUCUGACAACGAAAUGA
Molecule: messenger RNA, 1682 nt
Organism: Phaedon cochleariae (mustard beetle)
Lineage: Eukaryota; Metazoa; Arthropoda; Insecta; Coleoptera; Chrysomelidae
Source: the annotation of a GenBank genome assembly